GGGUGGACCACAGGGUGGUUUGAAAGCCCGGCGCGCACCGUACGAGCGGCGGUUCGGCCUGUCCCUGGGAUGUCGGUUUUGCGGCCGCUGGACAAACUGCCUGGCCUGAACACGGCCACCAUCUUGCUGGUGGGCACGGAGGAUGCUCUUCUGCAGCAGCUGGCCGAUGCGAUGCUCAAGGAGGAUUGCACAUCGGAGCUGAAGGUCCACUUGGCAAAGUCCCUCCCUCUGCCCUCCAAUGUGAAUCGGCCCCGAAUUGACUUGAUUGUGUUCGUGGUCAACCUUCACAGCAAACACAGCCUCCGGAAUGUUGAGGAGUCCCUGCACCAUGUGGACGCCACCUUCUUCCUGGGGAAGGUGAGCUUCCUCGCCACAGGCGCUGGGCGGGAGAGCCACUGCAGCAUUCACCGGAACACCGUCGUGAAGCUGGCCCGCACCUACCGGAGCCCCCUGCUCUUCUGUGACCUGGAGAUAGGAGACUUUCGAGUCACCAUGGCGCAGCGCCUGGUCCGCAUGCUGCAGAUCUGCGCCGGCCACGUGCCCAGCGUCUCGGCCCUGAACUUGCUGUCCCUGCUGCAGAGCUCUGAGAACCCCUCCCUGGAGGACCUGUGAGGGCCACCAGCCCCCGGGCUGCCCCUCCCCAUGGCUUGGUGGCCGGCUCAGUAAACAGUCACUGUUGCUGGCGCUUGACAGGCCGGGGUCAGCGGGCAGUUCCCUCAGGGCCCAAAGUCCUCGAGCUCCAGCGGGGCGUGCCGGGGGCAGAGGGUGGGGAGGGAGCCCAGCUGGUGGGACUCCAGCCCCCUCCCCCUCCCACGCUCACUCCAGCAGAGCCCCAGGUCUUCAUCCAUCUGACGUGUUCUCUCUCCACUUAAGACUUCAACUGAACAGAGGGUCCGUGGCUAAAAAAAGUUUGAAAAUCACUGGUCUCGUCCACCACUCUGAUUCUGCAGAUGAGCAAACUGACUCAGAACAAUUAGGAGUCGGGUAGGGGGAGCUUGGACUCUAUGAGCCCAGUCUGACUCCGCAUCCUGGCCUUGCCAUGCUUAUAGGACCUGGUUGUUGCCUCUUGGGGCCUCAGUUUUCCCAGGUGUGAAAUGGAGAUUGUUCUACUUACCCUGUUGCAUUGUGAGGAUUGUAUGAAAUGGUGGAGGUGAAGUGCCUGAGGUUGUAUUACUCUUGCGCUUGUUUGAGUGCUUGAUGUAUUUCGUAAUAAACGUGUUAAUGCUUACACAGUGCCAGGUAAGCACUC
This is a messenger RNA of Balaenoptera musculus (blue whale), 1249 nucleotides long. It is a transcript of the gene CENPM, whose product is annotated as centromere protein M. Lineage: Eukaryota; Metazoa; Chordata; Mammalia; Artiodactyla; Balaenopteridae. Bases 70 to 612 code for a protein of 180 amino acids. The record is from RefSeq and is a predicted model, not a curated record. The transcript has 6 exons.